AGGAUAUAUGUAUGUUUAGCAGGUAGAUCUGCACUCCUCGGCGGUCGCUAUAAGACUGAUGAUGUUUCAUUUCGCUUUGAUAACGGUGCCGCAGCCAGCUACCUUUGUUCGAAUUAGUGGAUAGUCAGCGAGAUCUUUCGAACGACGUAUAAAGUAGAACCCUAGUAGUUCUCAAGUUGAAAAGUGACAUGGACGGACGCUUUGCACUUUAUAUAUAUAAGAUAAGAUGUAUUGGGCUUGGGCUAAUUUUAACUGAAUCAAAAGGAGUCGAAAUUGCAUAUUUUCGGUCGUCAGUGUGAGAUGUGGUGAAGGUGAAAUUGGUAAAACAGGUACGAUUGAUAUACCAACUGUGCACUUGGGGUGUCUGGCACCCCCAAAAUCAUGUCCCCUGGAGAAUAAAUGCAUGUCCAAUCUUUUUUUAUCUGUAAUCAUUGGUUGAAGUGAAGGCAGUAUUAUUUUGAAAGCUAACAAAUCAUUUUAUUGUGUUGAAAAUUAUUGACUACUUCAAGCAGUUUAUGUAAGAGACUUUUGGAGAAAAACUUUUAAUCAAAGCAUGAAUCAAGAAAGCCAAAUUGAUACAGACGUGAAUCUUUAUUUUAUUAUACCAAGCAAAUAUGAAUCUGAGAAUGAUUGUACUGAAGAAAUGUGGCAUGCAUACAAUAAAUGUUGCGAGCAUGAUUUGGAACCAAGAUGGAUAACUGACAAGAAAUGUAGUAAAAUGGAACCUGCUAAAAAUGAUGUUUUUGUAAUGGAAGAAUUUGAAGGGGACGCAUUUGAUAAAUUAAAAACAUUCAAGUGUCCUAUAGUGGGACCAAGAUGUUUAUUAGUUUGUUUUAUUAAUGGAGAACCAAUUCCAGAAGGAAAUAAUCCAGUAUAUACAACUGCUAUGAGAGGUCUUUGCGUAUGUGCUUCUGGUUUACCUCCAGAAGAAAAAGAACACAUAACAAAAUUAGUAGAGUAUAUGGGAGGUAUUUUUACAAAACAAUUACGCAGUCGUGUUACACACCUUGUAACAGGAUCUGUUAUGUCUGCUAAAUAUGAGACUGCAAUAGAUAUGCAGAUACCAAUAGUUACAAAAGAAUGGGUUGAAGCAAUUUGGAAAACAAAUUUAAACGAUUUUAUUAAAGCAGAUGAUAGUAUUUUUAAUAAAUACAAAGCACCUGUUUUUCUCAAUCUAGUCGUCACUUCGACAAACCUUCCAAAACGUCAGAAAGAAGAAAUUAAACGUUUAAUUAAUGAUAAUGGAGGGACAUUUAUGGGUCCCUUAGAUGGUGCAAAAGUUAAAGUUGUAUUAGCUCCUACAAAUAGUCCAAUAAGCGAUAAACUUAAGUAUGCAAAACAAGCAAACAUUGCUUGUUUAACACCGGACUGGGUAUACGAGAGCCUAAAAGUGGGCUAUGCUUUACCUUUUAAAGAUUACUUGAUUACAUCAUUAAAAGUAUCUUCUACUCCUGAAAAAUCAAACGUGUACGAAAGUCUUAACUGUUCUGCUAUAAGUACCAUACCAUGUGAUUUACAACAAAUUAACGGUGUAGAUGAGACUUUAACUACUACAAUGAGUAGUGUUUCUACGGUGGAGCACUUUAUUAAUAAUACUGCUAAUGUUUUGGAUAGGCUUACUUUCAGCGAAGCAAAAUCGGCUGGUCCGUUUUUAGAUGGAUGCAACAUUUAUCUUGCUGGAUUUGCCGCUAAUCAAAGGGACAAAAUUAAUAAAAUAUUGAAUGUAGGUAGCGCAACACGUCUUGACGAUAUAUCGGACGUCCUAACGCACGUUAUUGUGGGAGACGAAAACAAAGCGAGCAGCGAAUUAAAAUUAAUGAAGUCAAAAGGAUUAUGCCCCUACAUAUUAAAUUUAGAAUGGCUUGAGCAAAGCAUUAAAUUAAAACGACCUGCACCAGAGGAAAACUUUUUAUUUGAAGCACUACAUAGUGUAAUGCAGAAAGCUCCAGAACCUCCGUCUCCAUUAAGUAAAAAGAACUUACAAAUGUUGCAAAAACCAAGGAAGGUUUCCAUACCAGCCUUCGAUAUAGAUAGGAAACUAUCGAUGAUAGAAAAAGAAAAUGAGAAACAGACAUCUGAUAUUCUCGAACAGUAUCUUCAAGAUACAAUUGUUGUGGCAAAUGAAAACACGCUGCAGGAGUUUCUAAAGCCACAGACGCCCAUCACUGAAGAAACUAAUAAUAAAACUUUAGUUGAUAAUAAUAAAAAGGAGGAGAAAAAUGUGAAGGGAUCAUUCGCGCAAAGCAAGUUAGCAGACGAUAGCUCGGUACCUAUCAGUCAGGUGUCCACUUUAAAUGACAAACUAUUUGAAGGUAAUUUAAAACACAUAUUUAACGGAUGUAUAAUAAGUAAUUCAAAUAUAAUAAUGUAUAGAAAUUUUAUAGGACUUACAUUUGUGGUAAUUGGUUUUAAUGACGAAGAUAGUUACGUAGCCGAAACUAUAAUAGCAAUGGGUGGACAAGUAGUUUCAAGUACGUUUUCCGGUAUCCCAGAUUAUGGUGUUGUACCAAAAUGUGGUGCAACUUUGAAACAUACAGUGAAUGAAAUUGUCACUGAUUUAUUCAUCGAAGACUGUGUAAAUCAAGAACAAAUAGUUGAAAUCAUGUACUAUCACAGGCCUUUGUCUAUAAAGAAAUAUUUGAAUCCAUUAUCAGGCUGUGUUAUCACAAUGAGCAUGUACACCGGUGUAGAACGAACGUACCUUGCAACAUUAGCUACGGAAUUGGAUGCCAUGGUUCAGGAUAUAUUCGUCCGUAAGACUAAUAUUGAAAAAAAUACUUAUGGAAGCACGCAUUUAGUUUGUCCAACACCUGAGGGCAAUAAAUAUAAUGCAGCGGUGAAAUGGAAAUUACCAGCUGUAACUGCAGACUGGUUAAAAUCUUGCGCGGCUCAGUCGAAACGCGUUGAUGAAACUCCAUUCCUUGUAGGGGAAACUAUAGCUCCCGAAAGGCCAGAUCAAACGGAGAAUUUAAAUACAAGUUUAUCUAAAACCAAUUUGAGUCAAAUGGGACCUCCAACCGAGCCAGCAAUUAAAAAUAUUAUUACCCCGAAACGUCAUUUAUCUCGUUUAGAGAGUCAAGAGAGCGGUUCCGGCGACACACCGUUAAUAAAUAAAAGACUCAGUCUACUUAUGAAUAAAACUCCUCAGUCGCCGUUUCACGUUUCUACACCAGAAACACCAUAUGGUCAAGUAUUCAAGCCAGAUCCUUCUCCAGAUACUAGAAAAGGUUGGAUCAAAUGGGUUGACAACUUCCCGGAUUUGAGAGUAGAAGAGCCACCUCUGAAGAAAAGAGCACUCAGCACUCCUCUUUCAGAACUGAAGAAACAAUUAUGGCAAAAAUUAAAGAAACAAAGUUGUAAUUUGGAGGAUAGCACAGACGAAACAUUAUCUACUGCUAAUGAUCAAUCAUUAGCAGAAACAAAGGAAACAGUAGAACCAGGAGAAACAGAAAAUGAUAGUUGUAAAGCAACUGAUAUUGCACCUAUUAAUAGGAAAUUGGAAUUUACCGACGAAAAUAGUCCCCUAGAAAAUAAUGCAAUUAAUAUGCAAAUUGCCCAGUUGGAUCAAAUACUACAACGAACAUCGAGCACCCCUGAAAAUAGGUAUUCUCUUUCUGGAGAAAAAGCAAACGCGUACAAUACAGAACCCUCUGAUCCCAUACAGAAAUUUAUUGCAAAAGAUUCUCAACCUGUUGAUGCCAUUGUAUGGGAGGAUCCGAGUCAUGCAAAACGAUUGACAAUGCGCGAAGAGGAGAAUGAAGAUGUUGAUCAGAAUGAUCCCGAUGCAGAUCAGACCGAUGAAGAAUCGGUGGAAGAGGUUGAGCCUCUGAAAAGGCCGAAAUUCAUGCUCUCAGGCAUAAAGGAUAGAACGGCAUAUGAACAAGUAAUAAAAGACCUGGGAGGUGAUGUAUCUUCGGAUCCCACUUUUGAUAUUACAGCGACACAUUUGCUUUGUAUCAGACCAUCAAGAAAUGAAAAGAUGUUGGGUAGUAUAGCAUCUGGGAAGUGGGUUCUUCAUUGUAUGUACCUACGAGAUUCCGAACAGGAAGGGAAGUUUCUAGAUGAAGAAAAGUAUGAAUGGGGCAAUCCAGAAAGUAAAGAUGUUAUACCAGCUCCAAAUGGAGAAAUUGAAGAAACUAUUGCAGCAGCUGCAUACAGGUGGAGACUGAAAUUGCUCAAAGAACCAAACGGGCCCUUUGAUAACAUGGUUGCAUUGCUUCUAGUCGCCGGAGAUAAGUACGACCAAUUCAAAAGAUUAAUCGAAGCUGGAGGGGGCAGAGUUGUUCAAGCAAGACCACCUUAUGACACAAGUCCAACGGGCAAGAAAAUUACUCAUUGCUUCGUAAAUGUCAGACAAGUUAGUCAACCAAUCGAUUGGGCAAUGUUAGCCAGCAAAGGUAUCCUUUGUUUUAUGCCACAAUAUUUGAGCGAUUAUCUUACUGCACGAACGCCAUUGAAUCCUCGAGAGUGUGUAAUACCCGAGUUUAAAAAGUAUUUAACAUUACUGCCAAAAUAAAAUAAUAAUAAGUAACAUUAUUUUAUACUUUGUAUGAUAUUAUUAAAAAUUUAUGUUUGUAUAUACAAAA
This is a messenger RNA of Osmia bicornis bicornis, 4586 nucleotides long. It is a transcript of the gene mus101, whose product is annotated as DNA topoisomerase 2-binding protein 1. The coding region runs from base 554 to 4516 and encodes 1320 amino acids. NCBI's taxonomy places the organism in Eukaryota, Metazoa, Arthropoda, Insecta, Hymenoptera, Megachilidae. The record is from RefSeq and is a predicted model, not a curated record. The transcript has 24 exons. Gene Ontology annotation, biological process: mitotic G2 DNA damage checkpoint signaling; DNA replication initiation; mitotic DNA replication checkpoint signaling.